Molecule: messenger RNA, 2201 nt
Organism: Striga asiatica
Lineage: Eukaryota; Viridiplantae; Streptophyta; Magnoliopsida; Lamiales; Orobanchaceae
Source: the annotation of a GenBank genome assembly
GAAAAGUUUGCAGACACGGAAUUCUAAGUAUAUAAAUGCUUUCAACUAAGCCUCAAUCAAGAUAUUAUAAGUGUGCGCAGUUUGGAAAGAGAACAAAAAAAUCGCUCGCAGUUACUUUUCUUCGUUAGCUGAAAAUAUCUCGACAAGAACCAAUCUAAUUUUUUCCCUUUUGCAGUAACAGUUGACUGCAGAGGAAAAAAAGAUCUCUCGCUCUGUUUUCUGUGUGAAUUUUUCGCUCUGUUUUUUGUCUGAAUUUUCUUAAAAUGGCGGGCGAAAAGGGGGGAACGACAAGAACUCUUGAACAGACCCCGACGUGGGCCGUCGCCGGUGUGUGUGCGGUCAUUAUAGUCAUCUCGAUUGUCUUAGAAAAGGUUCUCCACAAAGUUGGAACGUGGUUAACCGAUAGGCAUAAGAAAGCGCUUUACGAGGCAUUGGAGAAGGUCAAAGCCGAGCUGAUGAUUCUCGGUUUCAUCUCACUCUCACUUGUGUUCUGUCAAUAUUACAUUGCCGAAAUCUGCAUUCCCGACAAUGUUGGUAAUACAAUGUUGCCUUGUCGUGCGAAAGACAAUGCUAAGGAAGAACGUAGGCGUAGGCUAUUGUCUUACGAGCGUAGGGUUUUAGCUGGUGGUGGGUAUAAAACUUGCAAGGAGGGGACAGUACCACUUAUAACAGUAGAUGGGCUGCACCAAAUUCAUAUCCUUAUAUUCUUUUUAGCAGUGUUUCAUGUGAUCUACAGUGCUCUUACUAUGGCUCUUGGAAGACUGAAGAUUCGUGGGUGGAAGCAGUGGGAACUGGAGACUGCAUCUCAGGAUUACGAAUUUUCAAACGAUCCUUCGAGAUUCAGGCUGACUCACGAGACAUCUUUUGUGAGGGCGCACACUAGUUUCUGGACUCGGGUUCCACUUUUCUUUUAUAUUGGAUGCUUUUUUCGGCAAUUCUUUAGGUCCGUGAGCAAGUCGGAUUACCUAACCUUGCGCAAUGGGUUUAUAAGUGUUCAUUUGGCACCUGGAAGCAAGUUUAACUUCCAAAAAUACAUCAAAAGGUCCCUAGAGGAUGACUUUAAGACGGUUGUGGGAGUAAGUCCUGUCUUGUGGGGAUCGUUUGUAGUGUUCUUGCUCCUAAACGUUCACGGGUGGCAGACACUGUUUUGGGCCUCCUUAAUUCCUUUGAUUUUAGUCUUAGCCGUUGGCACAAAGCUACAAGCUAUCUUGACGAGAAUGGCCCUUGAGAUAACCGAGAGGCAUGCUGUAGUUCAAGGUAUACCUCUCGUGCAAGGCUCUGACAAAUACUUCUGGUUUGCUCGGCCACAGUUGGUUCUCUAUCUCAUACACUUUGCAUUGUUUCAGAAUGCUUUCCAAGUGACGUACUUCUUGUGGAUUUGGUACGAGUUCGGUUUACGAUCUUGCUUCCACGACAAUUUAGGAAUGAUCCUCGGGAAAAUUGGUUUUGGGUUUGGAGUCCUAUUCUUAUGCAGCUACAUUACACUUCCUCUUUACGCAUUGAUUGCUCAGAUGGGGUCGAACAUGAAGAAAUCGAUAUUUGACGAGCAAACCUCCAAGGCCCUCAAGAAAUGGCACAUGGCCGUGAAAAAGAAGCACGGUGGGCAUGGAGGGAGGUCCCCUACCCGGACCCUUGGUGGGGCCGCGAGCCCAACAUCCUCAAUGGGCUCCCCUUUCCACCCAACCCUACACCGUUUCAAAACAACGGGCCAUUCGGGCCGGUCGGUUGGGCCUGAUGACGAUCUCUACGCAUCGGAUAUCGAGGACCCGGCCACGCCCCCCAAGCCCACCACCAGCUUGAUUAUUCGGGCCGAAGCAAAUGAGCCCAUUGGCCCAGUUAGUAAUGUGGACGAGACGAGGAAUGAGGAUGACUUCUCGUUCGCUAAACCCGGCCCAAAUGGCAAGUGAGAAUGGGUGGGUUUUAACUAAGGGGCUUUUUGGGAAAUUUCGCUUGGUAUUGUACUAUAUUCUUUUGUUGUUGUGGGAAAGACAAUAGUGUCCUCUCUCUGCUUGUAAUUAUUUAUGUGAAAGAAGAAAGAAGAUGUAUAUCUCGAAUGCUGUACAUGCUGAACGCGAGAUGGUUUCAAGUGUUUCUAUUCAUAUUGUCUUUAUAUGUUUUUUUUUUAUCGUUAUUGUCUUUAUAUGUUGAUUUAGUUAUUACAGGUGUUUUAUUGGAGGAAUACAAUAGCGGUAGUAAUUUUG